AUGGCAUACGUUGCCGGUGUCCGGUGGUUCUACCUUGGCUUAUUCCUGCGAUUGCUGCUGCUUGCUCAUCUCUCGGCCGCUACUUCGGUGAAUGUAACCAUAGACGAUACAUACGGAGACGAAAAGACCGGUGGCAAGCCGAAUUGGGUAGUCGGAUGGGAAUUCCAGAGCUCGAAUUGCCAGAAUCCCGGCCAGAACCCCAUCCUGACCACCACCUGUCUGCAAGGCGUUGACCCAUCACUCGCCUACAACCAGACCUGGACGGGUAUGACUAUCAAUCAAACCACAAGUGUACUUGGUGGUGGGACCCAGCUCAACCUCACGUUCGAUGCGAUGAAUGACUUCUCGGAGAACACGUUUGGGAUCUCGUACAGCUUGGACGGAGAGCAGCCCAUGCUUCAGGCAUACGGAAAAGGGCCCCAUACACAGUAUAAUCAACUGGCGUACUCUCGGGAAGGUCUCUCUCCAUCCACCCAUGUGCUAGGCCUGACGAUCGGGGACCCUGGCUUACCCCAAAUGUUUUUCGACUACGCGGUUUACACGUGCGCCUGUCUGUUUGCCCUGAGGUCGACGGUCCCCUGA
Molecule: messenger RNA, 582 nt
Organism: Gloeophyllum trabeum ATCC 11539
Lineage: Eukaryota; Fungi; Basidiomycota; Agaricomycetes; Gloeophyllales; Gloeophyllaceae
Exons: 2
Coding region: 1-582 (193 amino acids)
Source: RefSeq, a predicted model, not a curated record